Molecule: messenger RNA, 5224 nt
Organism: Ceratina calcarata
Lineage: Eukaryota; Metazoa; Arthropoda; Insecta; Hymenoptera; Apidae
Gene: VGAT
Product: vesicular GABA transporter
Exons: 3
Coding region: 1-1608 (535 amino acids)
Biological process (GO): amino acid transmembrane transport
Cellular component (GO): vacuolar membrane
Molecular function (GO): L-amino acid transmembrane transporter activity
Source: RefSeq, a predicted model, not a curated record
AUGGCCGACUUUCGCGGGUUCUACUCACGAAUUCCAUCGUUGGGUGCGACAUUUAACGUUGCUUGGGAAACGUUAAAGGCUAAAUGGCCAGAGAACAGCCCCUGCAUGGAGCUUAUUCGUGGCCCUGGUCCGAACGCGCAGCGAGCUGCGAGCCAGAGUAGCCAGGGCCAGUUCAAAUCGUUCGAUGAGGGCCGCGAUAACACGGAAAUGAUGACCAUGAAUGGAGAUCAAGCGUAUCGGGACCAGAACAACGUAGCCGUCGCGGAGGACUCGUUUAGCUAUCAAAGAAACGGGGACAAAGUUAGAACGGGAAGCGUCAGCAGCGGCGAAUUUAGCGAAUACGACGAAGGUGGUGGUGAAUUUGGAUCCGGAGUGAAAAUUAACGAAUGGCAAGCUGCGUGGAACGUUACGAACGCUAUUCAGGGUAUGUUCAUCGUAUCGUUGCCGUUCGCCGUGUUACGGGGCGGUUACUGGGCGAUCGCUGCCAUGGUCGGUAUAGCGCAUAUUUGCUGUUACACCGGGAAAAUACUCGUCGAGUGUCUGUACGAACUGGACACUACGACCGGGCAACGUGUACGCGUACGGGACUCGUACGUGGCCAUCGCUAAGGAAUGCUUCGGGCCGACCUGGGGAGCCAGAGUGGUGAACAUCGCCCAGAUCAUCGAGCUGCUGAUGACUUGUAUACUGUACGUGGUCGUCUGUGGUGACCUGAUGAUAGGCACGUUCCCGGAGGGCGCGAUAGACACCAGAAGCUGGAUGAUGCUGAUCGGUAUAUUCUUACUGCCUCUUGGUUUUCUUAAGUCCCUGCAGCACGUCUCGCUGCUCAGCUUCUGGUGCACGAUGUCGCAUUUGUUCAUAAACGCCAUCAUCGUCGGUUACUGUCUCUUGGAGAUCGGCGACUGGGGCUGGUCCAAAGUGAAGUGGACGAUCGACUUCGAGAACUUCCCGAUCUCCCUCGGGGUGAUCGUGUUCAGCUACACGUCGCAGAUAUUCUUACCCACAUUGGAGGGCAACCUGAUCGAUCGAUCCAAAUUCGACUGGAUGCUGAACUGGAGCCACAUCGCAGCCGCCGCGUUCAAAUCGCUUUUCGGCUGGAUCUGUUUCCUCACGUUCCAGAACGACACGCAACAGGUGAUCACAAAUAAUUUGCACUCGAGCGGGUUCAAGGGGCUGGUGAAUUUUUGCUUAGUCGUGAAAGCCGUGCUCUCAUAUCCACUGCCGUAUUACGCGGCUUGCGAGCUGCUCGAAAGAGCGUUCUUCAGGGGCAGACCGAAAACUCUGUUUCCGACGAUAUGGACGGUCGACCGGGAGUUGAAAGUUUGGGGACUCGCGUGGCGGGUCGGCGUGAUCGUCUUCACCAUUCUCAUGGCGGUCUUUAUCCCUCAUUUUAGUAUCCUUAUGGGAUUCAUCGGUUCCUUCACUGGAACGAUGUUAUCGUUCAUAUGGCCAUGUUACUUUCACUUGAAAUUGAAACGAAACUCCAUGGAAUGGAGCGAGGUCGCGUACGAUUGUUUUGUCAUCUUCCUCGGAGUACUCUUCGGCGUGAUGGGAGUCUACGACUCCGGCUCCGCUCUGAUCAACGCCUUUGAAAUCGGUCUACCGUUUUGAAUGAUCAGAGUAUUCUUCGAAUACGAGUACACAAUAAUGCGUGUAGAUACGACAUUACUCGGAGAAGUCAUCAUCGAUUUGUAGCUUACGCUAAUUUAUCAUUUCAUUUAUUUUCGCGUUCGGUCUUCGGAACAGCGAGUCAUGUAUUUGUUCUUCAUGCAUCUCUAUCCAAACGGAUAUAGACUGUACAAAACUCGUUCUAGUACAAUUCACUGCUGAUGCAUUCCCUUGAGAACGCGAACCUGAUCUAGAUCGAGACUUUCGAAUUCAAAGGAAACAAAGAAAGAUCUAACUUAGAAACAUUAUGUAUUCUACUAUUUGAUCCAGUAGACGCGAUCUAAAAGAUCUAACUGUAUUUUUGCUGGUUUCAAAUGAAAAGGCAUCAAUUCUGACUGCGUGUCGUCGCUUAGAGAGAUUUCGCUAUAAAGAGAAAUGCACCCUUUCGCUCAGUCGAAUGCAUACAUGCACGGAUAUAAUUACACAGAUUAUUCGUUUGAUCGAAAACGUAUAUAUAUUAUAUACAAAUGGUUCGAGACAUUUUGAGAUUGUAUAUUUAUAUUCAACCAGAACUCACACAUAUCUAGAAAAUGAUCUAUUUAAAAAAUGACAAAAUCGUAGAAAGAGAGAGAGAAAGAGAGAACAAAGUGAGUGAAUGAGUGAAAGUGAAAAAGAGAGAGAAUAUAUUCGCGUGUAUUUCGGCUUUCAACAUGUGGUCCUACGUCUUCCUCACCCUUGACAUAAACUUCGUGAACAUUUCAGGGGGCUUUCUAGCAACGUUUUAGAUUAUAUAUUUAGCGGCAGCAAAGAUGACAAUAUCUUGUUAGCUAUAAGUAAUCGAUGUCUUCCACGAUACAAUUUACAAAAACGAACACGCACGGUGAAUGACAAUGACGUACAAGUUGACUAAACUCACCGUUCCGCAAAGGAUUUUAUAAUUAACAUUGCGGAUCAUGUAAUUUCUAUCUACGCGCAAACAAUACGUAUGUAGGUGCACCGCAUUCAAGCUAUUGAACGUAUCGUUCUGUUACUAAAAUCAUUUACAGGGGUACGAGGUGUUCUAUUUAAACUCAAUUAAUUCAUGAAUUUAUUUUAAAUCUGUUAUAUAGGGAAGAUUAGAAGGAAAUCUUUACUUUUUUAAAGAUGUAAUAUCACAUGGAACACCUCGUAUAGAUAUGUUUUAUGAUUACUAAAUCUUACUACGCGCCGGGGUUGCUGGAAUAAGUUCUUGGUCGUGGGAGGAUGUGAAUAUCCGAAGGUUUUCACGGUCAAGAAGUUGUUUGGCACUGGUGUGAGAUACUCAUAUUACAGAUUGAAUGCACAAGUUUCGAUGGAUCUUAAUAUGCAACAAUUAGAUUCUGCUAUUAUAUUAAAAGUACUUAAUCAAUUGUAAAUAUAGUAAGCAUUGGACUGCGAGUUUUUAUGCAGUUAGUGAAAAUUGAAACGUACGAGGUGAUGCAUAAUGUACAUAAUGUUCAAAACUAAUGCAAGAUCAAGGAAACACACCGAAUAUCUAUGUACAUAUCAUACUUACAGAGUAUUUAUAUUCCAUUCUUUUAAGUAUAUAUGUAAAAAUCUGCAGUCUAAUAAUUACAGAUGCUUCGCUUUAAUAAUGAUCACGAGAAUUAUAGAAGGUUUUCUUUAAAAAUGAGAAUGUUUUAUUUUCUCACAACUGAAAAUCCAUCGAAACUCGCAUAAUUAUCUAUGUGCAUACCUACAUAUGUAUAUUUAUAACAACAAUGUUAGCCUACUCUGACGUCUCAUCGUCGUAUAAGGAAACGAUGUGACCAGUUAUGUACUUAACAAGUACAAUUAGUUACGUGAUCCAACGUCUUCCAAGGCCGAUGCAGACCGAAAUAGAUCAUACGUUAGUUUGAGCAAUAUGAUUGUAGCUAAAGAACUAGUCCGGCGAAAGCUGCGGGAUGCUCUCAACUCUCUAUUGCAAUGAGGUCUCUACUUCUUGAUGCAUACUCGAAAUGUAACAGAGUUUGAGCCACGAUUGAAAGGAAUUUCAUCAGAACUAGUCCUUAUCAAUUCUUAAGUGAUAUCGACAUCAAGUAAGACAAGAAGUUCUGUUCAUUUCAAAUCAUCUAUAAUUAUUCCAAGCAUCUUAGAUCUGGUUUCCUAAGAGUAAAGACAGAGCAAGAACGUCUCGCAGCUGCAGAAACGUGUUAUUUAAAUGAGAUAAAAUAUAAUACCUAUAAAAAGAAGUCUUCCAAUAAUGUCUUCCAAGAUGAUAAUAAUAUAUUUAAUUAUACAGAAUGUCCCGUUUUCGCACGCAGUGAUCUCCUGAACUAUAAACCGUUUCAGAAAACCUUUCGAGUUAAAACACACCCUUUGUGGGGGAGUAUCUUGUAAUUACAAAUCGACCUUUUGUUUCUAUAUGGAAUUAUAUGUGUACUUUUAUUAACGAUCAUUUAUUAUCGUCAUUUUUUUAACAUCAUACGAUGAGGUGAUUGCGAGCGAAAUCUUAAAGAGGACAUCUGUAUAUAUUAUAACACGAUCUAUUGAUCCAAAGAAAUCAUUGUCAAUGAUAUUAUAUAAACGUUAUAUUGAGAAUUAUAGCAGUUAAGCGUUAAUUGUUAAGAUUAUGAUCAAAUUUACUAUAUAAGAGAAAUCAUUACGGAGUUAAUUUAAAUUAGGUUUAUUCCAAACGUUCGUUUCGUCCUUUGAUAUCAUCGACGUAGAUAAACGCGACACCGUCUCGUUGGAAAAAAGAAAAAAGAAAAAAAGAAUUGAUAUUCCGUAUAGUAUCGUAUUCUUUUAGUUUAAGACAUUAUUUAUUGUAUGUAUAAAUACGCAGCUUUGAUUAUAUAUAAUUGUUGACCAAAGACAAACAAACUUUAGAUAAAAUUAGAUGAAACGAUAUUGUGCAUGGAAUUGUAAUUAUGAUAAUUGCAGAACGAAUUAAAGUUCUGAUCGGGAGCUUGAAGCAGAAGAGAAAACGGUACGAAUAAUGUUAUUUUCCCUCGUAAAUGCACUCUUCUUUUUUUUUUACUUUAAAAUAGCACGCUAAAUGAAACUAUGUAUACGUACAUAUUUUAAUAUGAUUGACGAGAUUUUUUAUGAAUAUAUUUACGAUCUUUACAAACGUCGUUUACUUAUGAAAAAAGUUGUUAUCAAUUCAUAGUUGCAUAGCCACCGAUGAAUAAUAAUCAGGAAUAGGGAAAGCCUGUAAAAAUCGUUAAAGCCAAGUUAAAGUAACAAUUCGAUAUCUCAUAGUGUAAAUGUCGACAUUGUGAUUUACGUAUUUCUUAAUUUUAUUAUUUUAUUAGAAUUACGAAGCUGUUUAACAAAUACAAUUUUAAUUACACGAAUUGUUUUAUAUAAAGUAACAAACUAAUGAAUCUCAGAACUUUAGAACGAUUUUAUACAGGUUUUCCCUACUCAUUCUCGUAUUUCAACGUGCGUAGAAUUACGGCGUUACGAGAACAAAACUUGUAACGCACUAUUAUUUAUUAAAGCCUUAAACAUAAAGAGAAAAAGUCGCAUCGAAGUUCUUUACAUGUGGUUCCAUGUAAGAAAAAUUUUAACAAGAUGUGUGCAAUUAUAUUAGAUUGUAAUGUAUGAAAUGUUCGUCCUUCGGUUGAAAUAAAACUGCUUCUUUUUGACAACACGA